This is a messenger RNA of Myotis brandtii (Brandt's bat), 449 nucleotides long. RefSeq names its product E3 ubiquitin-protein ligase UHRF1-like. The transcript has 4 exons. Gene Ontology annotation, molecular function: ubiquitin protein ligase activity. The record is from RefSeq and is a predicted model, not a curated record. The coding region runs from base 24 to 449 and encodes 141 amino acids. Gene Ontology annotation, biological process: negative regulation of gene expression via chromosomal CpG island methylation. NCBI's taxonomy places the organism in Eukaryota, Metazoa, Chordata, Mammalia, Chiroptera, Vespertilionidae.
GUUCUCUCAGCAACUGUCGGAUCAUGUUUGUGGAUGAAGUUUUCAAGAUUGAGCGUCCGGGAGAGGGGGCCCCCAUGGUUGAAAACCCAGUGAAAAGGAAGAACAAGCCCUUCUGCGAUAAAUGCAAGGAUAACCCCAGCAAGCCCUGCCAUGAGUGUUCCUGCAGCCUGUGUGGGAGCAAGCAGGAUCCCGACAAGCAGCUCAUGUGUGAUGAUUGCGACCACGCCUUUCACUUAUACUGCCUCAACCCGCCUCUCACCAGUGUUCCCACGGAGACCGAAUGGUUCUGCCCUAAAUGUCGAAAUGACGCCAGCGAGGUGGUGUUGGCAGGGGAGAAGCUGAAAGAGAGUAAGAAGAAGUCGAAAAUGGCAUCGGCCACAUCGUCCUCACAGCGGGACUGGGGCAAGUUAAUUGGAGAUCUGGGCUUACCAGAGGAGAGUGAAUACUAA